CACCCUCUUCAGUCGCGCCUAGAAUACCGUGGACAGAAGAUCGAAAUCACAUUUCUAAAUUAGUGACAAGUAAUUACAUUAAAAAAAAUCGCUACCUCGUCAAUUAAAUACAAACUGUUUCUUAAAGUAAAAAUAAAUUCUAAUAUCUGGAAUUUGAUUUCGAAAAAAAGGCACGACACAAAGUUGUGUAAUUUGACUUAUCGAGUAAAAUCUACGCCCAUCAAAAUCUUUAAAAUGAAUUCAAAAAUAAUUGCAAUUUUCUUUUUCUUCGCUUUGACUACGUUGACGAACUCGCAAACGGCGCAAGAAAUCGAUGACCUUCUGAAGGAUGAAGUUUAUGUUCAAAGUCAGAUCGACUGCGUCUUGAAUCGCAGGACCUGUGACAAGAUGGGCAAUGAAAUUAAAGCCUUGAUUCCAGAAGCUAUAAAAAACAACUGUCGCCGUUGCACUCCAACGCAAGCCAUGCAGUCUAAGAAAAUCAUUACACAUAUGCAGAAACAUUAUCCACGGGAAUUCCGUCAGGUUAUCCAAUCUUAUAUUGCGCGGCAUUGAAUGAUCAGUAAUACGAAAAAUGCAGAACAAAAAUUUAAAAAAAAAUGGCGACAAAAAAUGUUUUUGAACUGUACUCAAUAGACGA
This is a messenger RNA of Belonocnema kinseyi, 637 nucleotides long. Its product is annotated as ejaculatory bulb-specific protein 3-like. Bases 235 to 552 code for a protein of 105 amino acids. The transcript has 2 exons. NCBI's taxonomy places the organism in Eukaryota, Metazoa, Arthropoda, Insecta, Hymenoptera, Cynipidae. The record is from RefSeq and is a predicted model, not a curated record.